This is a messenger RNA of Dendronephthya gigantea, 1788 nucleotides long. RefSeq lists its product as uncharacterized. The record is from RefSeq and is a predicted model, not a curated record. Gene Ontology annotation, molecular function: nucleic acid binding. The coding region runs from base 1 to 1788 and encodes 595 amino acids. Lineage: Eukaryota; Metazoa; Cnidaria; Anthozoa; Malacalcyonacea; Nephtheidae. The transcript has a single exon. Gene Ontology annotation, biological process: DNA integration.
AUGAAGUGUGUGUUUGUGACGGCGAAAACCCGCGUAGCACCGACAAAGAAGUUAAGCAUACCAAGACUCGAGUUGCAAGCAGCCGUCCUAUGUGUGAGAGUGGCAAGCGUGAUUAUUAAGGAACAUGACUACACGUUUAGUACGUUUAGUGCGGUGCACUUUUGGUUGGACAGUACAACAGUCCUUCACUGGAUUCGUGGAACUUCAACACGACACCCAUCAUUCAUCGCAAAUCGGAUAAGCGAGAUUCUGGACGCAACAGAAGUUAACCAGUGGCAUUAUUGCCCAACUAAGUUAAACCCAGCAGAUGACGGUACACGUGGACGUCCAGUUUCAUCCCUCACAACAAGUUCUCGUUGGCUUAAUGGACCUGAAUUUCUGCUGGCUGAUGAAAAAGAAUGGCCCCACAACGUCACAGUCAAGAUGGUCGAAGAAACGCCUUCCGACGAUGGUCAAGAAAGUGAUAAUAAUUUUGCAGGCAAAACCACAGCGCAGAGUGAACCUGCACAAGUGGAACUUGUUGAUAUUACCCGAUAUUUUUCAUACCUUCGCGCGUUGACUGUUAUGGCUUACGUUAAAUGUUUUCUUCGUAAUCAUAAAGUGCGAGAAUCCGAGAGAGUAUUCGGUAAUCCAUCAGUCGAAGAACUUGAACAUGCAAGGAAACAGUUGAUUCGUCAAGAACAAACGAAGUCAUUCCAGUCUGAAGUCAAGGCCCUUAAACAUGGACGUCCUGUCGAAAGACAAAGCAAGUUGGUGUCCUUAGCACCUUUCAUGGACGAAGAUCGAAUAGUAUGCGUUGGUGGUCGCAUUGGGAAGGCGGCUUUACCCUUCGUUACGCGUCAUCCGAUUGUUUUGGAUUCGAUUGGCCAUCUGACCAAAUUGAUUGUAUUGGAUACUCACAGAGAACUUGGUCACGCUGGAGUGGACAACGUGAGAAACGAGUUGCGACAGAAGUAUUGGAUUCUUUGUUGUAAAGCCACGGUGAAGAAGAUUCUUUACGGUUGCUGGUUGUGCAAAUUGCGGCGAAUUGUACCACAACCUCCAAAAAUAGCUGAAUUACCGCGUGAUCAUUUGUUGGUUAGUCCUCCCUUUACCAAAGUUGGCAUGGAUUACUUUAGUCCGCUGGAAGUAAAGUAUGGAAGAAAGCGUCUAAAGCGUUACAUUUGCCUCUUUACUUGUCUUGUAACGCGGGCAGUUCACUUAGAGGUGGCGUUCUCUCUUGAGACGGACUCUUUCAUCAUGUGUCUGCGAAAGUUUGCAGCUUGGAGAGGAAACCCACAAGUUAUAUAUUCAGACAAUGGAACAAACUUCGUAGGGGCAAAUCGGGAGCUCAAAGAGUGUGUAGAGAAUUUGAAUCAAGGACGAAUCGCUAAAGAAUUGAGUCAGAAAGGUGUUAAAUGGGUGUUUAACCCUCCAGCUUCCCCACAUAUGGGAGGAGCAUGGGAGAGACUAGUGCGUUCUUGUAAGAGAACCUUUAAAGCAGUCUUAAAGAAUCAAGUAUUGACUGAUGAAGUGUUGGCAACUGCAAUGGCCGAGGUAGAAUCGUUGGUGAACAGCAGACCCUUGACUGAAGUUAGUUCGGAUGUUGAAGCGAUGGAAGCAAUUACGCCGAAUCAGUUUCUUCUUGGUCGUUCUAGUUUGAAUUUACCACCUGCAGUGUUUGUUGACAAGGAGAUUUCGGGUCGAAAGCGUUGGAGACAAUCGCAAGUUGUAACAAAUCAUUCAUGGGGACGAUGGUUAAGAGAAUACUUGCCUGGUCUAGUUCAAAGGAUGAAGUGGACUCAAUAG